Messenger RNA from Paramecium sonneborni, 378 nucleotides. NCBI's taxonomy places the organism in Eukaryota, Ciliophora, Oligohymenophorea, Peniculida, Parameciidae. The record is from the annotation of a GenBank genome assembly.
AAAUUUAAAAAAAUGUUGAUAAAUCAAAGGCUGUAGAAGCAUAAGUAAAUUAAAAAAAUCCAAUUAAAAAGUUUAAAAUAGAGAGUUUUAAACAAGUAAUAGUAUGUUGAAAUUUAAUAAAAUUUUGCGAAAUACAAGUAGCAAUUUGAUUUAAUGUAAAAGUAGAUUUUAGAUUACUAUACUUCAAUUAAUGCAAUAAUAGAGGAUCUUUAGAAAGAGAAUAAAUGUAUAUAAGGAUAAAGAGAAUAGGAUUGAAAUUGUAUGAUUAAAUAAAUUAGAAUUUAUGUUUAAAAGUUUGUGUGUAUUUAGGAUUAAAAUGUAAAUUAGGAUACUUGUAAAAAUUGUUAGUUAUAAUAUUAAAAUAACAAUUAAUUAAGG